Messenger RNA from Rotaria sp. Silwood2, 1028 nucleotides. NCBI's taxonomy places the organism in Eukaryota, Metazoa, Rotifera, Eurotatoria, Philodinida, Philodinidae. The record is from the annotation of a GenBank genome assembly.
AUAUACAAGUGCGUACCCCAUUUAACAUUUCACCAAGCAUUAUUCAUGAUGAAUUAUCUUCUGUUUGCGGUGAACAAGCUUCUUCUCUUAGAACAGUUCAAAGAUGGUCUAAAUCGUUUCGUGAAGGGCGAGAAAUAAUUGAAGAUGAAGCAAGACCUGGAAGGCCGAUCACUGAAACUACAGCUGAAAAUAUUGAACAAGUUCGCCUUCUAAUCGAUCAUGACCCUCAUAUUACAAUUGAGGAGGUACAGGAGCAAACUGAUUUAAGUUAUGGGACUGUGCAGCGAAUCCUCUCAGAACAUUUAAAGCUUAGGAAACUUACCGCUCGUUAUGUAUCCAAGCUUCUUAAUGAUUUUCAACGGUCAGAGCGAGUUCGAAUAUGCGAGGAAAAUUUAGCAAAAUUGCAAAAAGAAACAUGGCGUUUCUGUGAUGUAAUAACUGGUGACGAGUCAUGGUUUUAUCAUCAACAAAUUGGUCGCAAAUCAUCAAACGCUGCGUGGGUGUCAAGAGGAGAUCCUCCACCUGUUGUAAUUCGACGCAGUAAGUUUGCUCCAAGAACAUUAUUUUCCAUUUUUUUAAAGUCAAACGGUUAUGUCCUCAUUCAUCAUAUGGGAAGAGGGCAAACAAUGGAUCACCAUUAUUAUAUCAACAAUUGUUUGCGACCUCUUGUCGAUGAAAUCAACUGUCAAAGACCGUCCUCUGGUAUUCGUGAUAUCAUAAUUCAUCACGAUAACGGAAGACCACAUGUUCAUAAAAAUGUGACCAACUAUCUUGAAUCGGAAGGAAUUAGAAUAAUGCCACAUCCACCUAAUUCUCCAGACCUAGCACCAUGUGACUUUUGGUUAUUCGACUUAAUCAAAGAAAAUCUGGAUGAUCAUAAUGAUUCAAAAUCAUUACGUGGUGCUGUCACUAAGUUUAUGUACUCACUGAGCAAAGAAGAAUAUAAAAAGACUUUCGAUAAACGGUUGCAAAGAAUGCAGUUAUGUAUAGAUAAUAAAGGGGAUUAUUUUGAAUAUUUUAUGAAAUAA